Molecule: messenger RNA, 1542 nt
Organism: Impatiens glandulifera
Lineage: Eukaryota; Viridiplantae; Streptophyta; Magnoliopsida; Ericales; Balsaminaceae
Product: formamidase-like
Exons: 6
Coding region: 41-1435 (464 amino acids)
Molecular function (GO): hydrolase activity, acting on carbon-nitrogen (but not peptide) bonds, in linear amides
Source: RefSeq, a predicted model, not a curated record
CUCCUCCUCCACAAAUAAAUAAAAAAAUUUAUCUCAAGCAAUGGAUUUUAUCGGUCCAAGAUUAGUCAUUCCGAUAGACCUAAAAAAGAAGCCUUUGGAACAACUACUACCACUUCAUAAUCGGUGGCACCCUAAAAUUCCCCCGGUUGCUGAAGUCGCAACCGGAGAGAUCUUUCGGGUGGAGAUGAUGGACUUCAGCGGCGGUGGUAUUACCCGGGAUUUUGAUGUCCAUGACAUCAAACAUGCCGAUACUUCUAUUGUUCAUUAUCUGAGUGGACCAAUCAGGGUAAAAGAUGAAAACGGUGUUCCGGCAAAACCAGGAGAUCUUCUUGCGGUUGAGAUCUGUAACUUGGGUCCUCUUCCCGGAGAUGAAUGGGGAUAUACGGCGACGUUUGACAGAGAAAACGGCGGCGGUUUUCUAACCGACCAUUUUCCUUCUGCUACUAAAGCUAUUUGGUAUUUUGAAGGAAUUUAUGCUUACUCUCCUCAUAUUCCAGGGGUAAGAUUUCCUGGUUUAAAUCAUCCCGGAAUAAUUGGAACCGCUCCUUGUAUGGAACUUCUUAACAUAUGGAAUGAACGAGAAAGGGAGCUCGAAGAAAAUGGUUUGAAGACGAUGAAGUUGUGCGAGGUUUUGCAUUCGCGUCCAUUGGCUAACUUGCCGUCGAAGAAAGGUUGUUUACUCGGAAGGAUCGAAAAGGGUACGCCGGAGUGGGAAAAGAUAGCGGUUGAGGCUGCGAGGACAAUUCCGGGACGAGAAAAUGGAGGGAAUUGUGACAUUAAGAAUUUGAGUAGAGGAUCAAAAGUGUAUCUUCCUGUUUUUGUGGAAGGAGCAAAUCUUAGCACAGGAGACAUGCAUUUUUCUCAAGGCGAUGGCGAAGUUUCGUUUUGUGGUGCCAUUGAGAUGAGCGGUUUCCUUGAAUUGAAGUGUGAAAUUAUAAGGGGUGGGAUGAAAGAAUAUCUAACUCCAAUGGGGCCAACUAAACUUCAUGUGAAUCCCAUAUUCGAGAUAGGGCCGGUAGAGCCACGGUUUUCCGAAUGGCUAGUGUUUGAAGGCAUCAGUGUCGAUGAAACCGGAAGGCAACACUAUUUGGAUGCAAGUGUCGCUUACAAACGAGCGGUGCUCAAUGCGAUUGAUUACCUCUCCAAGUUUGGCUACUCAAAGGAACAAAUAUACCUCCUUCUUUCGUGUUGUCCAUGUGAAGGAAGAAUAUCAGGGAUAGUUGAUGCCCCAAAUGCCGUCGCCACGCUUGCCAUUCCAACCGCUAUAUUUGAUCAGGAUAUUCGGCCAAAAUCAAAUAAGGUUCCGAUAGGUCCUCGAGUGAUGAGGACGCCCGACGUCUUGAAAUGUCGUUAUGAAGGUAGCUUGCCAACUACAAAGAACAUUGCCACUGCUUCUAUAGCUCAAACUAGCGGAGUUGAAGAGAUAAGAGAGUAGAUUGAUUAAUAUUAAUGUUUGGGAAUAAUAGUUGUAUUAUGUUAUAUGUCACUACUUACUAUUCAAUAUGUGGAAUUAUAACCUUCUAAUGUCUUAUAUAUUCAGUA